CUAGUCCUCAUCAAGCGCGACGGCACGCGUACCUAGGCCAAGUCUGGCCGGAAAAGGAAGACUUCCUGGACUUCUUCAACCCGUCACCGGAGAAAUCUGGACCAACGAGAUCAAGAUGUUCUGCGACAUUCUUCCGGUGGACGGUCUCUGGAUCGACAAGCACGAACUGUCGAACUCCAUCAAUGAGAGGAAGGUGCCGGCAACCUCUCUGCACGGAGUAUGGUUUUUUGGAGGCCUCUUGCUACCGGAAAACGGCCGUUUGUUCUUAGAGAUCUAGUUUCGUCGAAUGACUACCAUCCCAAGUGUGUUGAACUCGGGGUUGUUUGGGAUUCCGAUGCUCGGAGUGGAGUUUUUUUGCAGAGGACUGUGCCGGAGAUGUGAUUCAGGAAUUUGGCGAAGGAUAAAGACUUCAACAAAGUAAAUGUUGAUGCCAUGAAUUUUCAUUCAAUCUGCCGUUUAAUUUGGGCUCGCCGAAAUUCUGUGAAUCUCAGCACAUCAGCAACUCUAAUGACUGGAGCAUUAAUGCUAAUGCAAAAACAGUAUGAGCAAAACAUCGAUACUAUUUCCAGAUUGGUAGAACGUCUUGAAAAGGCGAAAAAAAGUGCACAACAAGAUAAUCCUACCUCUGAGAUGAAUGAUGGUGGUAAUUUCAGUGAGAUGAAUGAUGGUGAUAAUUUCAUUGAUAUGUCUUCUCAGUUUGAGAACACUCUAGAUGUUGUUACACCGGAGGGACAGCAGGGACAGCCUAUUAUCCAUCAAGAUAUACCUGAAGGUGAUGGUCGUACCACUGAGACGACUGAUGGUGAUAUGGCUUCUUAUUUUGAGGAGAAUCCAGAUACUGUUACAUUGGAGGGACAGGAGGGACAGGAUAUUCCCACUCGAGAUAUAUCAAAAGACGUUAGUCAUGGUGAUGGAUGCUCACAGACACAGUCUGAUGCUGAGAUACCUCACACUGAAGUGAGUUCUAGAAGAGGUGAUCCCGGUCGUAGAGCACCACCUUCUGGAUCGAGGCGACAGAGGCCUCCACAAGGAUCAAAGGAUAAGGGAAUCAUGGAACCUCGCAGAUCAAAGGAUCUGGGGAGACAGAAGACACCGGAGGGACAGCCAGUAAUCCAUCAAGAUAUGCCUGAAGGUGAUGGUCGUACCACUGAGACGACUGAUGGUGAUAUGGCUUCUUAUUUUGAGGAGAAUCCAGAUACUGUUACAUUGGAGGGACAGGAGGGACAGGAGGGACAGGAUAUUCCCACUCGAGAUAUAUCAAAAGACGUUAGUCAUGGUGAUGGAUGCUCACAGACACAGUCUGAUGCUGAGAUACCUCACACUGAAGUGAGUUCUAGAAGAGGUGAUCCCGGUCGUAGAGCACCACCUUCUGGAUCGAGGCGACAGAGGCCUCCACAAGGAUCAAAGGAUAAGGGAAUCAUGGAACCUCGCAGAUCAAAGGAUCUGGGGAGACAGAAGACACCGACAGUUUCAGGUCAAAAUAACAGAGGGACAACGGAAGAGGGUAUACAAGCUGGUAAUCCCUCUGAUACAAAUUCUCCCCCACAAAGGUCACUGGGGGCUUUGGCUAUAGAAGGUAAUGGUGAUGACUCGGGUGCACAAGAUCGUACAACAAGGCCACGGAGGCAUGCGGGUACAGGUGUAGAUGGACAAGGUGAUAAUGGUAAUGGCUCGGGUGCACGAGGUCGUGCAAGGAGGUCACAGAGGCGUGUGGUUAGUAGAGAAGCUUUUAAUCGUGAUGACUUGGUUGCACGACGUCCUGGAUUGAGGUCUAAGAGGCCUGAACCAGGAAUGUAUAAAGAAGUUGAGGCACCUCCUACAAAGAGAGCACGGAAGCAGCCUGCACGUCAACCAACUAAUGUAGUACCUCACACAGCUCACCCUGCACCGCACACUGGCUCUGAAGAACAAGUCCCCCCUAUGGCUCUGACCUCCACGAAUCCUAUGGUCCAGUCACACUCUUCCUCGGCCUCUUCCUCCGGUCAAGCAAGAAACGUAGAGCAGCACUCGUUCAAAGGGCAUGACCUCGUCCUUUUGGAAAUUGAUCGCCGCUCUUCUACCUUCCUGCGGAACCUGACUACGAAUAUUAGUCUAUAUGAAUUCUGUGUUGGACUGAGUAGAGAGGAUGCAGCAGGGGUUUUUUACCUCAUAUGUGAUCUGGCUAAUCGAGGCGACAUAGAAGUAACUCAAAUAGUAGCUUAUGGUGACAUCAUUAUCUGCAAGGCGACAUAGAAGUAACUCAAAUAGUAGCUUAUGGUGACAUCCAAGUGCAGUGGAGCGGAAAGAGUAGAAAAAAAUUAAGUAGAUUGAAGAUUAUCUUUUUGCAGUAACUCAAAUAAAACCAUUUCUAGCAUUUCUUGAUAUUUCGUAUAUGAUUUACUAUUAGUUUAUAA
This is a messenger RNA of Salvia hispanica, 2393 nucleotides long. RefSeq lists its product as uncharacterized. NCBI's taxonomy places the organism in Eukaryota, Viridiplantae, Streptophyta, Magnoliopsida, Lamiales, Lamiaceae. Gene Ontology annotation, molecular function: protein binding. The record is from RefSeq and is a predicted model, not a curated record.